This is a messenger RNA of Panicum hallii, 814 nucleotides long. RefSeq names its product dirigent protein 22-like. The record is from RefSeq and is a predicted model, not a curated record. NCBI's taxonomy places the organism in Eukaryota, Viridiplantae, Streptophyta, Magnoliopsida, Poales, Poaceae. The transcript has a single exon. Bases 69 to 611 code for a protein of 180 amino acids.
UCGCAGAUCAAGAAGCCAGCUGCUGAGCUUAUUAGACAAAUAUCAAGCAAAGCUCCACCUCGACCGCCAUGGCCGGAAGCAGCAGCUUCGCAGCUCUCUCCUGCCUCGUGGCGGUGGCCCUGCUCGCCGCCACGGCGGCGCCGGCGGCGGGGGAGACGGAGACGCACCUGCGCGUGUUCUGGCACGACGUGGUGAGCGGCGGCCCGAACGUGUCGACGGUGGUGCAGGUCGCCGAGGGCCCCUCGUCCAACGCCUCCGCCACGGGGUUCGGCUCCGUCGUCGUCAUCGACGACCCGCUCACCGAGGGCCCCAACCUGACGUCCAGGCUACUCGGCCGCGCCCAGGGCAUGUACGUCAGCGCCGGCAAGGACAGCCUCUCGCUGAUGAUGGCCAUGAACUUCGUGUUCGUCGACGGCGCCUACAACGGCAGCAGCCUCGCCAUCCUCGGCGCCAACCCCGCCGAGCGCAGGGUCCGGGAGAUGGCCGUGGUCGGCGGCACCGGCGCGUUCCGGUUCGCGCACGGGUACUGCGAGGCCAGGACGCAGUGGAUCGACACCAGGACCGGCGAUGCCACCGUCGAGUACAACCUCUACGUCCGCCACGACGACUGAGAUGGGUCAUGCUGCCUGCAACCACACUGUUUCUGAUCGUCCUUGAUUUAAUGAUGAUCUUUUUACAUAUAUGUUUAGUAGAGUUCGUAUAUAUGCGUAUUUUCUCGGUUUUGGCAUUGGUUUAAAGUUUGUUCUUGUGAGAUGAUGCAGAAUAAUGAGGGAUUGUAGCAUUUGAUUAUUCAAAUAAAGCAGUGUUACGUCUA